Messenger RNA from Silurus meridionalis, 2252 nucleotides. Its product is annotated as transmembrane protein 17A. The record is from RefSeq and is a predicted model, not a curated record. Lineage: Eukaryota; Metazoa; Chordata; Actinopteri; Siluriformes; Siluridae. The transcript is spliced from 4 exons. Gene Ontology annotation, cellular component: ciliary transition zone. Gene Ontology annotation, biological process: non-motile cilium assembly. Bases 217 to 870 code for a protein of 217 amino acids.
GUCUAGAAUCUGGAAGGGUUACUGUUAGGCACCUGGUAUAUAGUUGGCACAUUUAUUCAGAAUCCAGACGAGGCAUAUGCAGGACUAAUGCUGAUCCCCUGUCAAGGGGAUUUAAUCUGGUUAGCGUUUAGCCAUCUGUGUCUAAUCUCAGCCGACACAAGAUAAAGCCUCAGAGGACCGAAGUGCGGCAUGGCUGAGUGCUCUUGUUAGGCCACCAUGCCAGUGUUUUACACCCCAAUACCCCAGAAUCUGAGAGUGGGUCUGGCCCAUGCCAGUGGUGCCAUAUUCAUCAACAAUAAAACAAGAGAUAGCGGUUACCCGGGGGGACACGGAGUAGAGAAUGAAGUUUACAGCAAGGCUUCAACUCACCUGCCUCUACAGAUGCUUCUCCACUUCAAUAUGUUCUUCUUCCCUUUCUGGUCACUCUCCGAGAUCGUCAUGCUACAUUUAAAGUUUACGCUCCUGCCUGGAUACUACCAGUGUCUCAUGGUGAGUGGAAUCAUGAUAAUUAGCAUACUUGAGGUUCUGCGUGUGUACCUUGGAUACAUUGGGAACCUAAAAGAGAAGGUCCCAGAGCUUGCUGCUUUCUGGCUGAUCUCUAUAGCCUUCCAGCUACCCAUCCUACUCUUCUUUCUGACGGAUGAAGGCCUGAUAAUCCUCCCUCUAGAGCGAGCAGUGCACUCUCUGUACCUGGCCUUUAUCCUGGGCGAGGUGUUUUCCUCAUUCUUGGCUCUGAGGGUCAUGGCACGAGAACUCACAAUGCAGUUCCACCUCAGGCAGUUUGGGCAUGUAGACACAUCCACUAUGUUUAGCUUUUCUUGUGGAAACAGGAGUGUGUUACCAGUUCCUAUAGUCAGAGAUGUCCAUUAACUUAUAUAAGGCUUUUGCACAUUCUUGAUUUAGAGGUCCUACAGUAAUGCCAAGAUUGCUCAAAGUUUCAACGUAGGAGAACUUAGGAGAAUUUUUUUUAUUUCAGUUCAAUAAUAUAUAAUUGUAUAAUUGAAGUUUCUUCGUUAUUCUAUUUUAGGGGUUUCUUAGAUAAGUGCAUUCAGUAUAUUUUAGGUUUGAGACCUCUUUUGUGUUUUAUGGCGUUGAGAAAGUGCAAUUUGUUUUUUAUUUACCUCAGGAUUGAAUUUAUGUGGUGGGGGACCAAAAACUAACCUGAAAUUCUCACAAAUAUUCUGCAAAAGAUUACCAUUUGACGUUCCACUGGUUACAGGGGUAUAACUUGAUUGAAAUAUUUAUAUUUGUAAAUGAUGUCUAAAAAAAUGCAUUUGAUAUUAACCAGAGUGAAACAUGAUCUAUUAUAGGGUUCCUCAAAUUUGCAGAGUUUCAUUCGUUUACAUUUCCAACAUUUGUCAGAUGCCCUUAUCCAGAGUGUCUUCAGUGGGGUUAAGAGCCUUGCUCAGGGGCCCAGAAGUGGCAUCUUAGUGUGGCUGAACUUGCAACAUUUGGAGCCAAAGUCCAAUGCUUUAACCACUACCGCUAUCACCUCCCCAGUCCAUUCAUUCCACCCAAAUCACCUCUGUUUAAAGUUUUAGUAAUCCUGAAGCCCUUGGUUAGGUUCCUCAGGUGUUUGUUUCGGUUUGGAGCAAAAACUUUGCAGGACAGUGGACUAUAAAGGGCCUUAAUUUGAGAAUUUGAGUCAUCCUUCAUUUUCACUCUGUGACUGUGACAAAUGAUUCCCAAGGAGUUUUUGAAUAUUAGAUGCUUUGAGGUUUGUGAUUUGGUUACAGAGCAACCCACAAAUAGUAGGAUUUGAUCUUUUUUUUAUGUCCUGCCUUAUAUUUUAAAUUCCUGGUUUAAACAUUGGGUGCCACUAUUAUGCAACCUGACCAGCUUCCCUUUACUUCUUUCCUCUUUUCAAGAAAUCUUUAACAUUGAUCUUACUGAGGUUCUAAAUAGACAUAAAAAUAUCAAGGGAAAAAAGUAAGAAAGCACACAUUUGGACACAGACUUGAAUAUCUACUGUAGGAAUGAAGCAAUGACAGAAUUUAAGUAGUAAAUGAAAUCUAUUAUAAAUUCUUGAUGGAAUAUACACAAUUUCCUGCAAAAAUCUGCCUUGAAAUUUCAUCACACAAACCUAAAUAUUCAAUUAAACUACUCAAUAUUCAAUAACUUGGCCUUUUACUUGUUCUGUACAAAUAACCAGUGUCUCAAUAUUAUUUUGGAGAAAAUUACUGGCACCCUUCACUCCUGCUGUGUAAUACACAUCACGAUCACAUGGUGGCGCAAUAAAACAAUUACAAACA